CGGACCCGGCACCGGAAGCCAGGCUUCUACUUCCGGGCCAAAGCCAUGGCGGUGGCAAAUUCAAGUCCAGUCAAUCCAGUGGUCUUCUUUGAUGUCAGCAUUGGCGGCCAGGAAGUUGGUCGCAUGAAGAUCGAGCUCUUUGCAGACGUGGUGCCUAAGACGGCAGAGAACUUUAGGCAAUUCUGCACUGGAGAGUUCAGAAAAGAUGGCGUUCCGAUAGGAUACAAAGGUAGCACCUUCCACAGGGUCAUAAAGGAUUUCAUGAUUCAGGGUGGAGAUUUUGUUAAUGGCGAUGGUACUGGAGUUGCCAGUAUUUACCGGGGCCCAUUUGCAGAUGAAAAUUUUAAACUUAGACACUCGGCUCCAGGCCUGCUUUCCAUGGCCAACAGUGGUCCCAGUACAAAUGGCUGCCAGUUCUUUAUCACGUGUUCUAAGUGUGACUGGCUAGAUGGAAAGCAUGUAGUGUUUGGAAAAAUCAUUGAUGGACUUCUAGUGAUGAGGAAGAUCGAGAAUGUUCCCACAGGGCCCAACAAUAAGCCCAAAUUGCCAGUGGUGAUCUCCCAGUGUGGGGAAAUGUAAUCUAGACAAGACCGAACCAGAAAUGUUGGGGAAAUGUUGAUUAAUCACCCACAAGCGUGCAGCUAGAGUGACCAGUGGUUGACAUUUGCUGUGGACAUCCUGUCUCCUCCCUCUGUUCCCAUGCCACAUCCUCUCCUCCUUAACUUCCUGCCCUCAGUGCUUUUGUUCUCAUGCCCAAACUACAGACCUCUGACACUUCACCCCUAAGCACUUCACAAGGAGCCCCUAAACGUGAGGCUGUCCUAAAUAAACAAAAUGACAUUUGAAAUACAUGGUACAUAUUCCAGACUAACACCACACACACACACACACACACACACACACACACACACACACACACACACACACAGGGUUUCUCUGUGUAGCCCUGGCUGUCCUGGAACUCACUCUGUAGACCAGGCUGGCCUUGAACUUAGAAAUCCGCUUGCUUCUGCCUCCCAAAUGCUGGGAUUAAAGGCGUGCGCCACCACCGCCCGGCCCAGACUAACUUUUAAAUCAAACAAAUUUUAUUUGUAGUGCUAGGGACUGAAUCAAGUUUGUGCAUUUGAGCAAAGUACAUUACCACUGUGCUGCACCCUCAGUCCCGCUUCUGUAGAUGGACGCAAAUAUGCACGCAGGUACCCUGGCCAGACAUGUUGGUAGACUUCCCCUACUCCCAGCCACUUGAAGGGCUGAGGCAGGGGCAUCACCGGAGAAGGUUUAGAGAACAGCCUGAGUAAACCCUCCACCAAAGUCCUUGUAUUUUCUUGUUUGAUUUUUUUCAUUUGUUUGUUUUAAUGUGUAUGUUUCCCUGCAUGCACGUUUGUGUAACACUUGUAUGCCUGGUGUCGACAGAACCAGAAGAGGGCAUCCAGCUCUCUUGGAGUUAUAAGUGCUUAUAGGCCAUUGUGUGGGUGCUGGGACUUGAACCUGGGUCCUCUGUAAGAACAGCAAAUGCUCUUAAUCACUGAGGCGUCUCUCCAGCCCCUGCUUGUUUAUUUUUAAUUGCAUGAGUAGCACAAUACAAUUUCCAAGUGAAAACUUUCAACACCAAAAUAAUGACGUAGAAGCCACUCUUCCUCCCAGAAGUCACUUGUCAGUGAGGUGUGUUCACCUUUGUCAGUCUGUUUUGGGGAAGAUUUUUUUUUCUUAAAUGACAUCAUGCUAUAGUACUCCUCUUGCUUCUUUUCCCCUUCUUUUUAUUGUGUAUGUGUCUGGGUUGGGGGUGUGUGCGUGUGAGUCCAUGGACCUCCUUAGAGCUUGUCCUAGGAGUUUUCAGCUGCUGAGUACUGGCUCUUCUGUAAGAAUGUCAGUGCCACUAACCACUAAGCCAUCUCUCCACCCAUACCUAGUUCUUCGCCUCAGCCUCCCUGUUGCUGAGGUAAAAUAUUACCACACCUAGCUAGAUAUGGUGGGGCACGCCUUCAAUCCCUGCGUUCAGGAGGCUGUAGCAGGCAGAUAAGAUCUCUGAGUUUGAGGCUGGCCUGAUCUACAGAGCAAGUUCCAGGACAGCUACACAGGAAAACAAAAAAAUUUUUUUUAAUUUUUUUUGCUAAGUGUGGUACUACUACACAUCUAUAAUUCUGUAAUCCCAGCCAGGGAGAGAUGGAAAAGAGUCUGACAAGAUUAAGGACUGUCUGGACUUUAGAAUGAAUUCAAGGCUAGCCUGGCAACUUAGACUCUGUGUAAGAGAGGACAGAUAAAGGUUCUGGGUACCAGGCUUGUGGGCCAGAGUUUGAUCCCCAAGACCCCGUGGAGGAAAGAGAGAACCGACUCCUGCGAAGUGUUCUCUGACAUAUGUUGUGGCUUCACGAAACUGUAUGCAUAUGUGCAAAAUAAACGAAUGUAAUUGUUUUAUAAGGGCUGGGUGUGGAGGGUUGUACUUAGAGUCUCAGCAUUUGGAGGCUAAGGUAAAAUUGCCACAAGUUCAAGGCGAGCCAGGGCAGCCGCUUCUUGGCUACUGAGAAAAAGAAGCUGGGCUGCUCAGGAAUGCAAAGCAUCUACAGGUGAAGUGGAACUUCUGGUUUCUUUGGAAAGUCAGUUUUGUCAAAUGAUGUUUUGUUGGGGCACACAGGUAGAAGGAUGUUUUCUAAACAGACACAUGAAAGAGUGUUUUGCUGAAGCAGGCACAGAAAGAAAUACACCAAAAACCUUCUGGUGGGGUUCUGGCGGCUUCUUCCUGCUUCCUUGGACUUGGGCAGAACGGCAGAGUGAUGUCAGCUGAUACUGACUCACGUGGUGUUUUGCUGAAGCCAGAACUCUGUGGGAGGACACCUGAUUGUUGGAGGAAGUAUAAAUAAGACUUAAUGGACAGUGACGGUGGGCUUGCAUAGCUAGCUUUGCAACACGUUUUUGUCUUCACUGAUCUUCACUGUGUUGAGAGAAGCAUGGCAGAGAACUUUGCUUGAUGUCCCUGCCAGCUCUGGUAAACCCUGCUGACUCAAAUGCCAGUUCAGUGGAGGCCUGGCUGUUUCUGCUGGGUUAUGCCAUAGCUGCUGAUUUGUGUUUGCUACCCUGAACUGGGCAGCUGGUAUCCUGACAAUUGGAGAUUGAAAUCGUCCCAAGGAACUACUUCUAAACUGAAUACAGCAGAGCCUCUCUGUU
This is a messenger RNA of Apodemus sylvaticus (European woodmouse), 3162 nucleotides long. RefSeq names its product peptidylprolyl isomerase H (gene Ppih). The transcript is spliced from 10 exons. The record is from RefSeq and is a predicted model, not a curated record. Gene Ontology annotation, biological process: protein peptidyl-prolyl isomerization; protein folding. Gene Ontology annotation, molecular function: peptidyl-prolyl cis-trans isomerase activity. NCBI's taxonomy places the organism in Eukaryota, Metazoa, Chordata, Mammalia, Rodentia, Muridae. Bases 46 to 579 code for a protein of 177 amino acids. Gene Ontology annotation, cellular component: intracellular membrane-bounded organelle.